GUGAGCUAAAAGUAAUUUCAAGCAUUCGGUCACUCAAGGAUGAGGGACGCCACCGGCUGAAAUGAAGCUAAAAUUAGUUUCAAGCAUUGGGUCCCUCAAGCAUGAGGGACGCCACAUGAAAGAAAUGUUAAAAAGUACUAGCAGCUUUUAAGUAAAUAAGUCAGUAGCUUGCUAUAUAAAACGAGUAAUGAACAUUAGGCUGACAAGACUUCGAGCCGAAUCAUAAAAUUAGGGCUUUGAAGCCAAACUUUUUCAUAUUAGGUCAUGAAAUAUGAGUAAUUUGAAAAUUUUUUGAAGAAUUUAUCAAUUUCAUGAUCUUUCCUCAGUACUUAUAGGCGUUUUCAAAAAAUUUAAGCCUCCAUGUUUAGGAAAGUUGAAAAUUAAAACACAGUUGAAGGCAAUUUUCUUGUUUAUAUUUUAAUUCUUUUCAAAACCGGCCGAUAUUAUUAACGGAUGCCAACCCUGAGUGAUUUAUUGCCAUGAAUAACGCUUAUUAUGGACUACACUUGCCUAAAAUUUUAAAGAACAACGUUUUACCGAUGAGUGACUUGAGGUCCUUUUUAAAGUUAAACUUCGACCAGAAGUCCAUUCGGCGUGAAGUCCUGUCGGUUUGUUGUCCUAGAUCCACAUGUGGAAUUCAGUUGAAUCUUGUAAGAUUUGAUAGAGUGAAUAACCACAGCUGAUUCUUGAAGUGUUUCAGGUGGAGCGUUCAUCAUGGUGGACGAUAAUUCGAACGUAAAUUUUACUAUUGAUGACUGUCUUGCGGCUUUCGAGCAAAAUUGGGACGAUUCGGUGUUGCACAAAGAGAAGGGUUUGAUUCACGUCCUGGGUUUGAGAGAAAUUGAUUUCGAUUCGGCUGGUGACUUCAAAUUUCCAAGCGGAAACGGAGAUAAGCAAAUGCGCGGAGGAAUGCCGUAUUAUCAACCCAAUUCUAAUUGGACCAGAAUUGGACUUCGUGUGCGAAGAAGGUAUGACAAUGGAAACGAUGAUUGGCUCAAGAUGGACGGAAAUCCACAUGAAUGGGCUGUGGGCUUCCAUGGAAGUACAAAAAAAAGCACAUCAGAUAUUGCCCACACGCGGCCGUUUUGGGUGCGUCAAGGUGGGUUUUGGGUGCGUCAAGGUGGCCAAGCGUACGAAACUGACAAGGAUGUGAACUCGCUAAGUGACAAGAAAGGUCAGCCUUGCGGCAAGGGCGCCUAUUUUGCUGCCAAAAUUGACGAUGCGUACAAAAAUUGCGUAAUCGAUAACCAUGCAUGCAUUUUCCAAGUGAGAGUUAGGCCUGAAAAAACAAGGAUUCCGGAUGGUAAACCAGAAUAUAUGAUUGUUAACGAUCCUGAAUACAUCCGGCCUUACGGCUUAUGCCUGAAAAUGAAAAAUAACGCCGGAAGUGAACACGGAGACUCUUGUGUACUGCAGUGAGAAAUGGCUGCCACUAUCAAGUCCUUCCUUGAUACAAUAUUGUCUAAUUUUGUGAUAUAUAAACUCUUUCAACACCAAAUAAUGAACUUAUUAACUAGGAAAUCAAUUGUAAUCGGUUGACUUUUAUAUACAACUAAAUAAUAUAUACCAAUCGUACACAGAUUACACAUUUAUUGUCCACAGAAUAUGUAUAGAUUGUACAAG
Molecule: messenger RNA, 1623 nt
Organism: Symsagittifera roscoffensis
Lineage: Eukaryota; Metazoa; Xenacoelomorpha; Acoela; Convolutidae
Exons: 3
Coding region: 715-1419 (234 amino acids)
Source: RefSeq, a predicted model, not a curated record